Messenger RNA from Mytilus trossulus (common blue mussel), 853 nucleotides. RefSeq lists its product as uncharacterized. The record is from RefSeq and is a predicted model, not a curated record. Bases 250 to 669 code for a protein of 139 amino acids. NCBI's taxonomy places the organism in Eukaryota, Metazoa, Mollusca, Bivalvia, Mytilida, Mytilidae. The transcript is spliced from 4 exons.
GUGACACCAUCGGGAUAGUGCUUUUGUGAUAAAUAUUUUAGCAUGGCAUUUAACUUUUAUUAAAAAUAAAGUUUUUGCCGUGACUUUGUCAUAGACUGUAUUUUUGGUAUUGCUAUAUCCACGUAAGCGGGGGAGUAUCAAUUUGGGGGUAGAGUCAAUUGAUAUUAAUUGAGAAACACUGUAACAUGGUGAAAGUUAAUAACUACAAAUAUUACAUUGAAAAACAGAUAAUUAUUAGGAAUUUGUCAAAUGGAUACUAACAUGAUACGGGUGAUGACCAUAACUAAAUACAAAACACUGUAUACGAUUUUGAUAAUUUUCGUCAUAUUAAGCACUGGGCAUUCUCGAGGUGUGCAGUCAACGUUGUGUGAACAUAGAUGUGAAACUGCGACUCCAUAUCUCAUAACACUGAAAUCAUUGUGGCAUCGGAUGUCAAAACGAAUUGGCAGACAAAAUAUGACAUUUGAAUCCUUCGUAAAAUCCCUUAUUGCUGCAUCAGAACGGUACAAUAGAUUAAUACCUCUAAGAGACAAUUUGAUGUCCAUGAUUGGUGAAUACCAGGACUGUGUGAAAGCUUGUGAACAUCAACAUAGUAAAAGAACAUUUGAACGGGUAUCAGAUUCUUUUACCAGGCCAGAAAUUUGUAUUACACCAGAUAUUUGUUUAUGACAGUCAUGGAUCUAACAUGUCUUAUUCUUCAUCUAAGGGGACAGAGAGUGACAUAAAGAUUUAGAAAUGUAAUACUCGUUUUCAGUUUUAUUUAAAAUAUUUGUUCAUAAGAAUACAUUUUCUUAAUUUUAAGGUCUAUACGUCCGAAAAUGUGACAUAAUAAAAUUGUUGUGACAUCGUUAAA